Molecule: messenger RNA, 7711 nt
Organism: Sorex araneus (European shrew)
Lineage: Eukaryota; Metazoa; Chordata; Mammalia; Eulipotyphla; Soricidae
Gene: AMOT
Product: angiomotin
Exons: 15
Coding region: 814-4056 (1080 amino acids)
Biological process (GO): hippo signaling; angiogenesis; regulation of cell migration
Cellular component (GO): lamellipodium; cytoplasmic vesicle; plasma membrane
Molecular function (GO): signaling receptor activity
Source: RefSeq, a predicted model, not a curated record
GCUGCCCUCCCGCAGGCACGCCCCUUCCUCCCGCGGCGCUCGCGGACUGCCCGGCUGCUGCCCCCUCCCUCCCGAUCCAUCCCUGCAGCUCCGCUCCCUCGCGCCCCGGCUCCUCUCACUUCUUACUUCUCCGCUGUCCCCUCCGCCCCCGCCUCCUGCCCGGCUCCGGCCGUCAGCUGCUCCACCCUCGGGCCCGGCAACCUGCCUGUCUGCUGCCACCCACGGGAGUUCGGACGGAGCAGCGAGAGGGGAGCAGCGACGAGUUGGGGCUGACCCCCCCCGUCCCCCACCCCCCACCCACCCAAGCCACCACUCCGGGGGCCGCUGCCCGGGGACCCGAGGCAUUUGAAGCGAGCCGAGCCGUCACCUGGUCUGCGUGUGUUGCCUUCAGGGGUGCAGCGUGUUUGCUUGUUCAACAGCCUGUUGGAGUGUUGAGGAAAUUUGCGUUCCUAACGAAUUUCCCUUGUGAAAACUGGAGAAUCAAACACAACAACAACAACAACAACUGGAGAGUUCAUUUUGUGGAGAUCUGCUGAGAAAGAGAAAAAACCAUUAACAAAAGUGAAAGACCUUUCUUUUAGAAGAAAAUCUGAGAAACUAAAGAGUGACCCGUGGUUGGAAUCUGGCGGCGCUUACCCUGAACCUGAGUGUUAGGGGAGAGGGAAUCUGCCGUUGCGGUUUCUGGAGCUGCUCAUAAGCAAGAAUUCCCUAUCCUGAUUGAGGCUUUAAGCCUAAAAGAAAGCAGAAAUAGGUCAAGGGCAGCCCAAGUGCCCAAUUUCUCUCUCUCUUCACAAGGCACCACCAGCAAUAGAGAUGAGAAAUUCUGAAGAACAGCCAAGUGGAGGAACCACGGUGCUGCAGCGUCUUCUACAAGAACAGCUCCGUUAUGGCAAUCCUAGCGAAAAUCGAAACCUGCUUGCCAUACACCAGCAAGCCACGGGGAAUGGCCCCCCUUUCCCCAGUGGCAGUGGCAACCCAGGCCCUCAGAAUGAUGUGCUGAGUCCCCAAGAUCACCACCAACAACUUGUGGCUCAUGCUGCUCGACAAGAACCCCAGGGGCAGGAAAUCCAGUCCGAAAACAUCAUCAUGGAGAAGCAGCUUUCCCCUCGGAUGCAGAAUAAUGAAGAACUCCCGACCUAUGAAGAAGCCAAGGUUCAGUCCCAGUACUUUCGGGGCCAGCAGCAUGCCAGUGUAGGAGCUGCCUUCUAUGUCACUGGAGUCACUAACCAGAAGAUGAGGACUGAGGGACGCCCUUCAGUUCAGCGACUCAAUCCUGGGAAGAUGCACCAGGAUGAAGGACUCAGAGACCUUAAGCAAGGGCAUGUUCGCUCCUUGAGUGAGCGGCUGAUGCAGAUGUCACUGGCCACCAGUGGAGUGAAGGCCCAUCCACCUGUGACCAGCACUCCCCUCUCCCCACCACAACCCAAUGACCUCUACAAGAAUCCCACAAGUUCCAGUGACUUCUACAAGACCCAAGGGCCACCUCCCAGUCAGCAUACCAUGAAAGGCAUGGAGCUCCGAGGCCCCCCUCCAGAGUAUCCCUUCAAAAGCAUGCCUUCCCAGUCUCUAGUGUACAAGCCCCAAGAGCCAGGGCUCUUCUAUAGUGAGCAUCGUCUGAACCAGCCAGGCAGACCCGAGGGUCAACUGAUGAGAUAUCAGCAUCCCCCUGAGUAUGGAGCUGCCAGGGCGCAAGACAUCUCACUGCCGCUAUCAGCCAGGAACUCUCAGCCUCACAGCCCCACUUCUUCCCUCACAUCUGGGGGUUCCUUGCCCUUGCUGCAGUCUCCACCAUCCACUCGAUUAUCUCCUGCCCAACAUCCCUUGGUCCCAAACCAAGGAGACCACGCGGCUCACUUGUCCAGGCCGCAGCAGCAUUUCCUUCCUAAUCAGCCUCACCAGAGCGAUCACUACCGCCUUAGCCAGCCUGGCCUGAGUCAGCAGCCACAGCAGCAGCCGCAGCCGCCGCACCAUCCCCACCACCAUCCCCAGCAACAGCAGCAGCACCAGCCCGGAGAAGCCUACUCAGCUAUGCCUCGAGCUCAGCAGUCUGCUUCUUAUCAGCCAAUGCCAGCGGACCCCUUUGCCAUUGUUUCUAGAGCACAGCAGAUGGUUGAGAUCCUCUCAGAUGAGAACCGGAACUUGCGGCAGGAGCUGGAAGGAUGCUAUGAGAAGGUGGCCAGACUGCAGAAGGUGGAGACUGAAAUCCAGCGUGUCUCAGAGGCGUAUGAGAACCUUGUGAAGUCAUCUUCUAAAAGAGAAGCCCUGGAGAAAGCCAUGAGAAACAAGCUUGAGGGCGAGAUACGGAGGAUGCAUGACUUUAACCGGGAUCUGAGAGAGCGUCUAGAGUCUGCCAACAAGCAGCUUGCAGAGAAGGAAUAUGAGGGGUCAGAAGACACAAGAAAAACUAUCUCUCAGCUAUUUGCAAAAAAUAAGGAAAGCCAGAGAGAGAAGGAAAAGCUUGAAGCAGAGCUGGCCACUGCUCGUUCGACCAAUGAGGACCAAAGGCGACACAUCGAAAUUCGAGACCAGGCUCUGAGCAAUGCACAGGCCAAGGUGGUGAAACUGGAGGAAGAGCUGAAAAAGAAGCAGGUGUAUGUAGAUAAGGUGGAGAAGAUGCAGCAGGCCCUUGUUCAGCUCCAAACAGCCUGUGAAAAACGUGAGCAGCUAGAGCACCGUCUACGGACAAGACUGGAGAGGGAACUGGAAUCCCUCAGAAUUCAGCAGCGCCAGGGCAACUCUCAGCCCACAAAUGUUUCCGAAUACAACGCCGCUGCCCUGAUGGAGCUCCUUCGUGAGAAGGAGGAGAGGAUCCUUGCCCUAGAAGCUGAUAUGACUAAGUGGGAGCAGAAGUAUUUGGAGGAGAAUGUGAUGAGACAUUUUGCUUUGGAUGCUGCUGCAACUGUAGCUGCUCAGCGGGACACAACAAUCAUCAACCAUUCUCCUAAUACCAGCUAUGACACAGCCCUGGAAGCUCGUAUCCAGAAGGAAGAGGAAGAAAUCUUGAUGGCUAAUAAGCGUUGCCUUGACAUGGAGGGAAGGAUUAAAACCCUUCAUGCCCAGAUUAUUGAGAAGGAUGCCAUGAUCAAAGUACUCCAGCAGCGUUCCCGGAAGGAGCCAAGUAAGACAGAACAGCUAUCAUCCAUGCGACCAGCAAAGUCUCUGAUGUCCAUCUCCAAUGCUGGAUCAGGGUUGCUCUCCCACUCUUCCACUUUGACUGGCACCCCAAUCAUGGAAGAGAAGCGGGAUGACAAGAGCUGGAAAGGGAGCCUGGGUAUUCUCCUGGGUGGAGACUACCGCUCUGAGUCUGUCCCUUCUGUGCCCUCACCUGUGCUGCCUUCUACUCCCCUGCUCUCAGCUCACUCUAAGACAGGCAGCCGAGACUGCAGCACGCAAACAGAAAGGGGAACGGAAGCCAGCAAACCCCCAACUGUUGCUCCAAUCUCUGUUCCUGCUCCAGUUGCCUCUGCUGCCACUGCUGCCACUGCCAGCAACACCAGCACCAUGGUAGCUGCUGCUCCAGUUGCUGCUGCUGCUGCGCCAGCUGCCGCCGCCACCAUUGCCACCCCAUCGCCAGCAACUGCUGCCGCUACCGCUUUUGCUGCUGCUGUGGCUCCUGCUACCGCUGCUCAGAUUCCAACCGCUGCCUCUGCUGUCGCUGCUGCUGUUGCUCCUGCUCCUGCUGCUGCUGCUAUCGCUGCUGCUGCUGUUCAGGUUGCUCCAGCUGCUCCGGCUCCGGUUCCAGCUCCGGCUUCAACUCCGGUUCCGGCUCCAGCGACGCCUCAAGCUUCUGCUCCGGCGCCGGCUCAGGCACCAACUCCAGCUCCGACUUCGACUGCUACUCCAGCUCCGGCUCCAGCUCCAACUUUGGCUCAGGCUGAGGUUCCUGCAAGUCCAGCAACUGGAUCUGGACCAUGUCGUCUCUCUAUUCCAAGUUUGGCCUGCAAUUCAGACAAAAUAGAUGGCCCUGUUUUCCACUCCAAUACCCUGGAAAGAAAAGCUCCCAUUCAGAUCCUGGGACAAGAACCUGACGCAGAAAUGGUGGAAUAUCUCAUCUGAGAGUCCGAGUCAAGAGCUGUGGUUUAUAAGCAAGAAUGCUUUUAAUCAUGUUUCCUUGUUGCUUUUCUUAUUUUGAGGGUGAGGACAAGAGUUGGGGGAUGUUUUUUAAAGGGACUUGUUAUGGAAACAAUGUCAUACUUAAAUAAUGCCAUACGAACUCCAGUCUCUUCUGGUAUCCUCGGAGAGUACCUCUAAAGACAGGUUAACCAGAACGUGCUCUAAAGUUCAUUGUUGGGAUUUAUAUAAAGACUCGAACUGUUGAUAUCUUGGUAUACACCGAUGUAUUCAGAGUGCUUCAAUUUGAUUAGCAUUUUCAUAUUUUGGGUCAUUUUUUUAAAAUUGAAAAGCACAGUAUGUUUGGAAGACAGUUUGUAACAUGUAGUGCAGAGUGGGAAGGUGGAAGGAAUUUGUGCAUGUGCUGUUUUGUAUAGUUACCACUUAGGCAACAUCCAGAGAGAACUCUCUCCUUAGGCUCAUGAAAGAGAAUAGUUUGGAGAGCUAUGUAAGCUAGAGAAAAGGUAGUGUGUAUAUUGGGAUAUGGAAGCAUACUGGAGUUAAUUUUCCCUCUCAAGUUCCCAUUGUCCUGUGCCAGAGAAUUAUAUAUUUCUUCAUUUCAGUGGUGCUUUGGAAGUGAAUUCUUUUGGUUCCCUCCUGGAGGUUCAUGCAUUCAUAUAUAUUCUCGGGAGAAAUUUAUGCCUUUGGAUGAUUAAUAUAUUGUUCUCAGAUGCUAGGAGAGUAAAUUAGCUGAGUGAUGUACAGCUUCCUCUCUUAAGGAAUUGGGCCAUCAGAGGCCUGAUGGAUUGUAGCAUGAGGUGCUGUGUGCAGGCUUUUGUGGUUGGUGUACAGCCAGUUACACAGUGUGCUUGCCUUUCCUAAGACCGAUCUGCUUUGUGUUUCUUUUCUUCUCCACAAAUUUUACUGGCUGUGUCACCAGUCUCAAAAUGCCAGUCAUUUACCAAAUGAGGUGGCAUUUUUGUUUCCAGGUUGAAUGCUUUGAAUUUCGGGUGACUACUUGGGAAUAACUCAGUUUGUUUUCCCACAUUGUUAGCAUACAUCUUAAAUGGCAUCUUUGAUUGUCACCUCCAGGGGAAUAAAUAGCAUCAGAAGCCCAAAAUGCUACUAUGCUGUAGUCAGUGGAGAUGUGGGCUGCAGCUACAUCUUCUCACACUCAGUGAAUGCAUGUUGCAAUGUUGUUGGCAAGCAGCAAGAAAUGCACACAUGGGCAGGGACCAAGGAGGUUAUGGCUCCAGGUUUUGCCAGAGGACUGCCUCUAGAGACAAAGAAUGGCUGCCUAUUGACAAAGGUCCCUGCUCUGUGUUACCUGUCUGCCCUUCAGUCAGGUGACAAAUCUAGACAAUGUCAUUAAGAUCAGUUUUCAUGGGUAUUGGGAGGGUGGGAGGUGUAGGGAGUAUUAGAUAGGAGUAGGGCGUAGAGAAUUGAGGGUGUGCUAGUUAGAAAUCAGAUUAAUAGAAUAGGCCUGAUAUGUUAUGUCAUGAAGCAUAGUACUAGAAGGAAUCGUAGCAAUAUAUAACCCUUCUAAGUCACUUGUAUUCUAUGUCCCUCGGUUUCAUGAUGAGGAAUCUGACAUCUGGAAAUAUUAACUGACUUUCUUAAAGUCACAGAACAUAGUUGUUCACUCUGCCAAUCUCCAUGCUUAUUUGGGGAAACCUUAUACGAGAAAAAAAUCCAUAUUUUCAGAAAAGGCAUCUUCACGGACUGGGUCAUUAAUGUACUUUGUAAAAUGUUGGCGACUUAAGUGGUUUGUCCAGGAUAGGAAUUCCUAUCUUGUCCUUCCUGCAGUGCCUUUUGCCAGGUUUGACCUUCCUUAUUCUUAUUUCAACAUUAAGUCAUAACAAAGGUCUCCCCACAAGAAAUCUGCCUCACUUCUUUCAAUGGGAUUGACUGUCAUGGAUCAUUUUACAGGGUUCCUCUGUAAAUAGAGGAAUGGCAUAGUCAACAGUAUUUUUGUGUUUUUCCUAACUACUUUUCAAUGUAGCGGUGUGUGUGUGUGUGUGUAUGUGUGUGUGUGUAAACAAGAUGGAGGAUGAUGUGAUUUUUAGCUUGUCAUGACGGUUUAAAUAAUGAGGUGAUCAUGCUGCACAUUACUCCUAAGUUAUUAAAUGAAUCUCAAAUAUAAAGGAAAAGAGCAGUUGUUUCAAUACUAAUUCCUAUGUAAGAAAAAAAGCCCAAAUAGUAGAAGCAAUCACUUAGAGACUUCAGAAGAGCUACAUUUUAUCCAAAUGAAUAACACAAAAAUAAAAAUAAACCUUUUGUUUACUCCUUUCCUGAUCAUAUCACAUUACUAGAGUUUUUGCUCUCUCUGGGAGCCAUAAUGUUAAUUUAAGAUGACAUAGCCAUACAUUCCAUCUUUAGAUUAAUGUACUUUGAAGAAAGGGGGUAUUCUUGGCUAAGUAAUUGUUUUGAACUUUCCACAACAUCUCUGCUCCCCUCACACCAAAGUCAGUUUUAAUCCCAGGUAAUUUUCAAAGCCAACAUGCAUCUCAGAGUUGCAGGAAGCCCAUGUCAAUGUAUUAUGUUUACAAAGAAGACAGAUUCAGCCUUUGAAAAAAAUAUCGCUGAUAGGGGUCAUUUUAAAAUUUCAGGUUUAUGGGAGAAAACUCAAGAUGAAUCACCCUUUCACCAGUGUGAGAAUGUAAUUUGGGGUAUUUUUCUUGAUUCCCACCUAUCUAUGCAUUGGCACCUCAGGACAGGAGGGUGACCUUAUCUAAAUUUGUAUUGCCUGGUGGUCGUUGUUGACCUUCUAAGUCACUUGUACCUCCAAAGUCCCCUGUGUAGAAAACCGUCAUUAGAACAGCCCUUCACAAGUGACUAUUGAUACAAAAUUUAUCUUAGUGAAUUUUCAUAAAAUUAUUGUAACUUGAGCAUUUGUCUAGACUUUUGUAUCUUGUUUUUAUCAAUGAAGGAUUUAUUUUCAAUGCUGCUCUGAGUUUCAGAAUGACAGAAUAGGAAGAACCUGAAAUACCUGCCAUCAGAAGUCAUAGGAAACAAGCACAGAAACCUGUCGCAUUCUCUUUUUCUUGUUACAUUGUUGGAUGGGUACAAUAAUUGGAAAAUGAACAAACUGUGCGGACUACUCUUUAUGAAGAAACUUUAAACACAUAAUGUGGAACCUUAACAUGUAUUCAGAUGUUUCAUAAAUUGUAUUUUCAUGUGUGAUAGCCGUACAAUCUCCUGUUAGCUCAAUUGCUCAUUCACAUAUGGAAUGUGUUACUUAAAACAUGUGCAUUCUUACUGAACAUGUUUUCAGAAGAAGGCAUCAGCUAUGGGCUAAUGGCCACCAUUUUCAACCCGCCAUGAUCCUUGGAAAUGUGACUUCCAAGUGCCAUCCAUCAUCAGUAGGACAAGUGUUGGGCGUUUGUUUAUUUUUUUCCGGUAGCAACGAUGGGUUACACAGAGCCAUCAGACCUCCUUCUGGCCUCUCUUGUGAUUAAUGGCAUGUGUUUGUAAAAUGGAUAGUUGGGGUUGGCAGAUGGCUAGAAAAGAAUUGCCUUUGGUUUAAAAUGUAUGUAACUCCAUAGCGAUUUGAGAACGCAUUCUGUAAUCAAUUGAGCUAGUUCGAAUAAAGUUAAGCAGGUUUGAACCCACUUUGUGCCUAUCUUUUCACUGAUAAUAAAGUUAGCUAUUUUAAAAUGUA